Molecule: messenger RNA, 3438 nt
Organism: Xenopus laevis (African clawed frog)
Lineage: Eukaryota; Metazoa; Chordata; Amphibia; Anura; Pipidae
Gene: rragc.L
Product: Ras related GTP binding C L homeolog
Exons: 7
Coding region: 637-1785 (382 amino acids)
Source: RefSeq, a predicted model, not a curated record
UCCCCAUACAGUUCCCCAACUCCUUCCAGCCUAUUUGACCCAUCACCUCCAGCGCUGCCUAAUUGCAAUGAAAACCAGUUCGUGUUUGGUUGGGGAUUUCGCUAAGGUUUCCGGAUGCCUGCGUUUAGUACCCAUGGAGCUUCCAGUUUUGUAGGUCAAAGUUCGCAUUUAACACCUCCUCCCCCCUACAGUCAGGUGAUUCCCAAACACAUGAUCCUGGAACAACUGAACAUGUUUGGCACUGCCGGAGAGCCUUUGUCCUAUCAGAGAGCCGAACUACUGACUUGAUUUUCCAAUCAAAAGACUUGAAACAGAAAAAUGGGCGGGGACGAGCAAUGGUGUUUGGUAGCACAGCGGCAGGGGGAAAAGUGUAGUGGCCGCCGCUUAUUACUGAAACGAUAUUGAACUAUUUCAAGUUUGUACCGACACUCGCCUAUUCCUCUAUUAAGGGAACCCGAGGUUCACCCCUGAGGGCUUGAGGACUUCCGAAAUUUGGCUCGUGACCAGCGGAGUCCCGUGACAGCUUGUCCCUGUCCCUCAGCUGGGAUGUUGGUAGCUGCUUUACUCACCCCAGCUCGGUGUCUCUAUUAGAUAACACGGCUGCUUCCUGCUUCACAACGCUCCCCACUUGCUGCCAUGUCUAUUCAGUACUCGGGCGAGGAGCAGCUGGCCAGCAGUUACGGGGUGGCGGACUCCUUUCCUAAAGACUUCGGCUACGGGGCGGAUGAGCCUGAAAUGGAUGAGACUUCGGCCUCCCCGGACAGCAAACCUCGUAUCCUUCUCAUGGGCAUGAGGCGAAGCGGAAAGUCCUCAAUCCAGAAGGUUGUGUUUCAUAAGAUGUCUCCAAAUGAAACCUUAUUUUUGGAAAGCACCAACAAGAUCUACAAGGAUGAUAUCUCCAACAGCUCCUUUGUAAAUUUUCAGAUAUGGGACUUCCCAGGACAGGUGGACUUUUUUGACCCUACCUUUGACUAUGAAAUGAUUUUCAGAGGAACGGGAGCAUUAAUAUAUGUGAUUGAUGCCCAGGAUGAUUACAUGGAAGCAUUAACAAGACUGCAUGCCACAGUUUCUAAAGCCUACAAAGCAAAUCCUGACAUGAACUUUGAAGUUUUUAUUCACAAAGUAGAUGGCUUAUCGGAUGACCACAAGAUAGAAACACAGAGGGAUAUCCACCAGAGAGCCAAUGAUGAUCUUGCAGAUGCUGGACUUGAAAAACUUCAUCUUAGCUUUUACCUAACUAGUAUCUAUGAUCACUCAAUAUUUGAAGCGUUUAGUAAAGUUGUGCAGAAACUUAUUCCACAAUUACCAACACUAGAAAACCUGCUGAAUAUAUUUAUAUCGAAUUCUGGUAUCGAGAAGGCUUUUUUGUUUGAUGUGGUCAGUAAAAUCUACAUUGCCACUGACAGCUCUCCUGUAGACAUGCAGUCGUAUGAAUUGUGCUGUGAUAUGAUAGACGUUGUAAUAGAUGUAUCCUGUAUAUACAGCUUGCAUGCUGAUUGUAAUGGGAGUGCUUACGACAAGGAAUCUAUGGCAAUUAUCAAACUUAACAACACAACAGUUUUAUAUUUAAAAGAAGUUACAAAAUUCCUGUCACUUGUGUGUAUCCUUAGAGAAGAGAGCUUUGAAAGGAAAGGUUUAAUAGACUACAAUUUCCACUGCUUUCGUAAAGCCAUUCAUGAAGUGUUUGAAGUGGGUGCUGCUUCCCACAGGACCUUCAGCCAGCAAUCAAGCAGCCCAAAUCUCAAUGCUGUGACUCAUAAUGGUACACCAGCCAAUGCUGUCUAAUACCUGACCUACUGGCCUUUUUAUUAUUAUUAUUAUGGAACAAAUAACAAGAAAGCUCUGCUGAGGGACAGUGCAACUCGUUUGUGACCAAGCCAGUCUGAUAUAGUGUUAUGGAAUGGCCAUUGUGGAAUUCUACUGUCUGAUAUAUAAUAAUGGAAUGCUGAACCAGUCAUUUUCAGAUAUUGCCUAUGAAAUUGAACAUAUUGGAUAUUAUAUUUUUAAUACAGGUUUGAUUCUUGUAAUAGAGUUGUUUGGCCUUAUAUCUGUAAGAACAUUCUCAGAAUCCAGACUUGCAUUAUACAAAUAUUUUGAGUAUAUACUAACCCUGGAACAUUUACACAGCUAUGCUAGUGGUUGUAAUACUAUUGGAAGACACACACUGUUCUAAGAUCUGAAAACAUUCCAGGAGCGAACGUUCACCUUACACUGUUUUCAUAAAUAUAGAUAUAAUACACAUUACACGUGUUUCCGAGAGCAUGGCGCACCAAGGUCGUCUUCAGACAUUCCUGUGACAAAAGGUGCAUUUGUGAAGACUGGCCACAGAAAAGCCAUGGAUUUCCAUGGAAUGACAUUUGAGAAAGAGUGCUCUGAUACAUAGGGUAGUUUGUUCACUGUAAUGUGGUUUUACAAAGGAAUGCAAUAAAAAAAGAGCUGUACAUAUUCAAGGGACAAUUGGAACUUAACUAUACAGUGAUGUAAUCCAGUGGAUUUACAUGGUUCAGGCAUCUUUCUAAAGGGUAAAAAAACACAAAUAACAAGUAAUUAGAAUGUGCCAUAAUGGUGUGUGUGCGCCUCCGUUUAAAUCAGUUCUUGUGGUCAUUGUCCUAAAUCUCUUAAUGUUUUGUUAACUUUUUAUUCUGUUCUAUGUAUAAAGGUUUCUGUAUAUAUCACUGAAAAAAAUGUAAAGAAACAUUCAUUGUGCAUAAAUCAAAGGUAAGCAUUUGUUUUUGAGUGCUGCUAAACAACUGCACUGUUCACUGUAUUGGAGAAAUCUUUUCCUUUCUUUAAUACACCUUUACCGGGGAUGUGCUACAUUUUCUACCUUUUACCCUUCUUCUAUAAGUAUCUUAAUAUUUUAAACUGUUCAGGGAUGGAUGUUAAUGGUUUUUAAUAAGUAAGAUCACCUUUCGGUAUUUUGAAUCCUCUUUUGAACAUUGGGUGCCUGCUCUGUGCUCCCAGUACUAGUACUGCAGCUCUCUUUCUACCAGGGAAGAGUUACACAAAUAUUAACACUAUUCUCAUAUUGGAUAUACUUUUUUUUUUUUUCCAAGGGUAACUUCAUACUUCGAGAUUUCUAAUGCAUUAUCCAUUGUUUAUAUUUCAUUUACUUUGUUCGCUACAUUGUAAUUCCUCUCCAUUGUCAUUUGCCUACGGAACGCCUACCACGUUACUGCACCUGUUGACAAACCAAAGCCCUUUGUAUUGCUGAGCUCUUCUGGAUCACUUACAUAAUUAAGUGCCACUGUAAAAUGUUUUUCGGAAUCUGUAUUUACUUAGCGUGCAUUCUACAAAGAGAUUGUGAUUUUGCUUGAACAUUCAUAUGGACCAGAGUGAAAGUCCUCAAAAUGCUUUUAUAUUUAUAUUUUUCUUUCACUCAGUUAUGUAUAAAAAAAAAAAGGGGGUUAUCAAUAAACGUAUUUACUUGCGGCACAA